Molecule: messenger RNA, 2004 nt
Organism: Phaethon lepturus (White-tailed tropicbird)
Lineage: Eukaryota; Metazoa; Chordata; Aves; Phaethontiformes; Phaethontidae
Gene: MPHOSPH8
Product: M-phase phosphoprotein 8
Exons: 10
Coding region: 1-2004 (667 amino acids)
Cellular component (GO): nucleus; cytoplasm
Molecular function (GO): protein binding
Source: RefSeq, a predicted model, not a curated record
AUGGGCAGGAUUGAAUAUAAUGGAGAACUUGGAGGUGUUUUUGAGGGUAAAAUUCUCUACAAAGUACGGUGGAAAGGCUAUACUUCUGAUGAUGAUACCUGGGAACCAGAGGUUCAUUUGGAAGACUGCAAAGAAGUGCUGCUUGAAUUCAGAAAAAAAAUUGUGGACAAUAAGCCUAAACCUGUUAAAAAGGACAUACAGAAACUAUCUUUAAAUGAUGAUGUAUUUGAAGCAGAAUCUGACAGUGAGUGGCAAAGUGAAACUAAAGGUGAUGUUUCACCAAAGAAGAAAAAGAAGAAGUCAAAAGAUGGAGAGGAUAGAAGUCCAGAUGAUCUGAAGAAGAAAAAGUCUAAGUCUGCAAAACUCAAAGAAAAACUUAGAACAGAAUGUGAAAAUUCCUCAGAUACUUUAGUUUCAGAUUCAAAACCAAAAAAAAGGACUUCAGAAACAAAGGAGGAUUCAAAGGACCCAAAGAAGCAAAGGAAAGAAGAUACUAAGGGAAUCAAGAAGAAGAAGGGAGAAGUUAAAGACUUAAAAAUAAAAUCUAAAGAAGAUUCUAAAGAAAAUAAAAAGUCACGGAAGGAGAAACAUGGAGAUGUUCUGUUUGACUCAGAAUCAAGUACUCUAGAUGAUAUAUUUUCUCAAGGAACUGAUAAUGAAAAUUCAGAAUUAAAUUCUGAAAAUAAAGAUGAGAAGCAAAAGUUAAUUAGUGGAGAAGAGAGAUUAGAGCAAGAAAUUGCUGAAAAAGAUUCCAUUGCUGAUAGGUGUCUUGAUGGAUCAGCAAGUAAUGAAGAUGAUAAUAUUGAUGUUAAGGUUAAAAGAAAGAAGAAAAAAAUUCAGAAAGCUGAAGAUUAUAAAGAGGAAGGUAGAAAAGUGGAAACUCAAGACAUCUACUUAGAGAAGAAAAUCAUGCACAAAAGGCAAAAAGGUCAAGAAAAAGUAAAAAUGGUACCAGGAGAGUUGGAGAAAGUGUCACCUACUCCUUCACCAGUGCAGAAGGGUGUGAAAUGGAGUGCUGAUGAAAGAGGGCGCAAGUCCACUGAUUCAACUGGGGAGGAGAAAGAAGCAAAGAAAACUGAAACAAAAGAAAAAUCUCAAAAAAAAGAGUCUGAAAAAGAAGAAAAGAGCAGAAAAGAGCAAAAGGGCCUAAAAAGCUUUAAGGACAUCAAAAGUGCAUUUGACUUGUUUAAUGUAGCUUCAGAAGAAAAAAGUGAAUAUUCUGAGAAUAACAGCAAAAGAGAAGAAUCUUCGAUAGAAUAUAAAUUCAUAGAAGAAAUAAAAUCAAAGGACAGCAAGGUGUGCAAGGAAAAGAGGAACAUAAGAGAUGAAACAGACACAUGGACUUACAUUGCUGCAGAAGGUGAUCGAGAAGUAGUGGAUGUGUGUCAAAUGGAGAACUCUGAUGGCAAGCAACAAGUCUUGAGUCUGGGUAUGGACAUGCAGUUAGAAUGGCUGACACUAGAAGACUUUCAGAAGCAUCUUGAUGGAGAAGAUGAGAAUCAUGUGACAACAGAACCAAUAACCAGUACUCUCCUGAGGGAUGCUGUUAAAAGUGGAGAUUAUAUGACCGUGAAGAUGGCACUUUCUUCAAGUGAGGAAUAUAAUCUAGAUCAAGAGGACUCAAGUGGAAUGACCCUAGUAAUGCUUGCUGCUGCUGGUGGGCACGAUGACCUUCUCCGGCUCUUAAUCAGGAAAGGAGCUAAAAUUAAUGGUAGACAGAAAAAUGGAACAACUGCAUUGAUACAUGCAGCUGAAAAGAAUUUUCUAACAACAGUAGCUAUUCUUCUGGAAGCUGGAGCAUAUGUGAACAUGCAGCAGAGCAGUGGUGAAACUGCUUUAAUGAAGGCUUGUAAACGGGGGAAUUCUGAUAUAGUGCAGCUUAUGAUUGAAAGUGGAGCAGACUGUAACAUUGUGUCAAAGCAUCAGAACAGUGCACUGCAUUUUGCUAAACAAUGUAAUAACGUACUGGUGUAUGAGCAGCUCAAGAGUCAUUUGGAAACGUGA